Messenger RNA from Rhodofomes roseus, 2054 nucleotides. Its product is annotated as acid protease. The record is from RefSeq and is a predicted model, not a curated record. NCBI's taxonomy places the organism in Eukaryota, Fungi, Basidiomycota, Agaricomycetes, Polyporales, Fomitopsidaceae. The transcript is spliced from 7 exons. Gene Ontology annotation, biological process: proteolysis. Gene Ontology annotation, molecular function: aspartic-type endopeptidase activity. The coding region runs from base 290 to 1987 and encodes 565 amino acids.
UGUGCGCCCAAUCACGGCAUUUGAUUGGGCGCCAUCGCGCACGCGUCGAGGAGGCGCCGCCACCCGUGUAGGCCAAGACAGACUCGGGAGACAUGUAAGGCGAGUGAAACAGGAGCCCUGCGCUGUCCUCUCCUCUCCGAGUCCUCCUGGUCGCCGGUGAGGGAGCUUUCUCUUUCGACGUCCUUCUUCACGGCCUCCCUCCUUUUCGCUCUUCGCCGAACCUUACCUUCAAUUGCUGCUAGAGUAUUCCUGUCUUGCAUAAUUCCUCGUCCGUUUAGUAUCUCUUGAGAUGUCAUCCAUGUCCUCCUCGAAGAAAGCCGCGUGCAUCGCGCUCUGCCUCGCCCAUCUCGCUUCCGCUCUCCCUGGUCUGGGCAUUACCAGACGUGCAACGUCGCAGGCAUCAGCCCCCACCACCAUCGACAUUCCACUCCAUUUCGAUCCCAGCGGUAGAUAUGUCAUCCCAGUGGGCAUGUCCCCCGGGGCGAACCAACAGAACUUCAACUUCACGCUCGCGACCAGCACAGGUCUCACGUCUGUCGCGGGGCUGGGCUGCAGCUCUUGCAGUGAUAUCAGUCUGUACAACCAGAGCGCGUCGAGCACCGCCAAAUCUCUGAACGACAAUGACAGCGUAUCUUUGGUUGGCGGGUCUUACAGUGGGUCUGUUAUCAAGGAAGAUUGUUCCAUGGCGACCACCGGUUCUGAAUGGCUCUACAAAAACCAGACCAUCGUCGUCGCCCAGGCCCAGCAGAACGGCACCGUCUUCGGGAACGGCGCCUCCGGUGUGCUCGGGCUCGGCACGAACCGCCUCUCAUCGAGCAGCUCCUCGUCCGCGUCCACAGGCUACUCGUCCAGCUUCAGCGACAGCAUCUUCUCGCAAUGGCUGCAGAACAACGCGGACCAGGACAGCUUCCAGUUCGGGAUGGACAUCGCCCCGCCCGUCGUGACGCCGACAAGCACGAACGGGCUCGCGGCCGCGUCGCCGACGAGCACCGGCGCGGGCACGCUCCACUGGCUCGCGCCGGACCAGUCCAAGUACAACCAGGGCGGGCUGACGUAUAAGAACGUGCAGAACAACGCAUCGUUGGUGUAUUCGGCGGGGAGCCAGCCGGAUUGGUCGGUCCCCCUGGAUGGCUGGAAGGUCAGCAGCGGAGGGGAUAGCUUCAGCAGUGGGGACCAGAUGAUGGUCAGUGUGGACCCGUACUACACGGAUAUCUACUUCCCGGCAAAGGAGGCGCAGCUGUUCAAUGCGGUCAUCUCUGGCUCGUCCGUCCAGUCUGGCUUGUCGACGCUGGGCUCACAGUCGCAGGCGUGGGAGGUCCCGUGUGACUCCAAGGUCUCGCUGGCAAUCAACAUCAACGACCAAACGUUCACCCUUGACGAGUCGGUGCUUGUGAGGCAGACGAGCAGUGGGACCUGCUUCAGCGGCGUGGAGGGCUGGAUGGAUGGCUCUGUCGACGAAUACAUCUUCGGCGCGCUCUUCGUCAGCCAAGUCUACCUGGUCUUCAACGUCGGACGGAACGGCACCGACGCCGUCGGCUUCGCACCGAAGAUCGCCGCCAAGAAGUCGAGCAACGUCGGCGCGAUCGUCGGUGGGACCGUCGGCGGCGUCGUCGGGGUGCUCCUCACCGGGAUCGCCGUGUUCUUCUACAUCCGCAGCCGCCAGGACCGCGCGAUGCUCCAAGACACCGUCGCGAUGGUCGAGGAGCACAAGGUCGCGAACACGAUCCAGCCGUACACGCUCGGCGCCGCGCCCGCGGGCCGCACGGGCUCGCCCGGCGUGGACGCGCCGCUGCUCCGCGAGGACGACGUCGCGCCGCCGUCGUAUGAGGCGAGCGAGGCGGGCGGGUCGACCGUCGCCUCGGGCGGCCCGGUCAGGAUGUCGAAGGGCGAGUAUGUGCGCCCGCUGUCGGUCCAGGGCGAGGGCGCGUCGGGGUCGGGCCAGCCUCCGCGUAUUGAGCCGAAUCGGAUGUAUAACAUUGAGGAGUGAGGGCGGUUUGUCGUAUUUAUCGUUUUUUGCUUGGUAGAGACUUGUUGCACGUUUUGUUCGGUUUGUC